Molecule: messenger RNA, 1870 nt
Organism: Oryza sativa Japonica Group (Japanese rice)
Lineage: Eukaryota; Viridiplantae; Streptophyta; Magnoliopsida; Poales; Poaceae
Product: cold-responsive protein kinase 1
Biological process (GO): protein phosphorylation
Molecular function (GO): ATP binding; protein serine/threonine kinase activity
Source: RefSeq, a predicted model, not a curated record
CGCCUUUGCUCUCUCUCUCUACUCUCUCCUCCUUUCCCUCUCUUUCCUCUCUAUCUCUCUUCGUUUUGUUUUUUCGCUUCGGGGCGAGAAGAAAAACCUGCCAUUUUUCAAUCUGCCGGAGCAGAGAUUUUCCUCUGCCGCGCGCGGCGUGGGCCGGCCGGGUCUCGACUGGCGCCGGAGGCGGAAGCCGUCGGGUUCUUCGAUCUUUCUCGCUUGCCGGUUUCGACUGGAGAUCGUCGGUUUCGCCGCUUGGAUCGAGGAUACAAUGGCUGUUGCUGAACAUCUAUGAUCUCUGUGUGCAUACAUCGAACAACAUCUCAAUUAAGCCAGGCACAACACAGCUGUGUUUUCCAUAGCUUGAAACAUCUCAGUGAUGAGUUGUUUUUCUCUCUUUUUCAAGAGGUCAAGGACCGGGCAGCAACAAAGUGAUCCAUAUAAUGAAGUCUUCUCUGGUGCUGAGAACAUAACAAGAUACAGCUAUAAGGAGCUGGCUAAGGCAACACUGAAUUUUGACCAAUCCAAUAAGAUUGGUGAGGGAGGUUUUGGACCUGUAUACAAGGGAACUCUCAAGGAUGGAACAGAUGUUGCUGUGAAGUUGCUGUCGUUACAAUCUAGACAAGGUGUGAAGGAGUUCCUUAAUGAACUUAUGGCAAUCUCUGACAUUUCACAUGAGAAUCUUGUCAAACUGCAUGGCUGUUGUGUGGAAGGGAGGCACAGAAUCCUUGUGUACAAUUAUCUUGAAAACAAUAGCCUUGCACAUACCCUUCUAGGUUCUAGGCAAAGUAACAUACAGUUCAACUGGAGGGCUCGAGUAAAUAUAUGCAUCGGUGUUGCCAAGGGACUAGCAUUCCUCCAUGAUGGUGUCCGGCCUCACAUUGUUCACCGUGACAUCAAGGCGAGCAAUAUACUUCUUGAUAAGGACCUCACGCCAAAAAUUUCUGAUUUUGGUUUAGCGAAGCUUCUGCCUUCAGAUGCAUCACAUGUUAGUACAAGAGUCGCAGGAACACUAGGUUACUUGGCUCCUGAAUAUGCCAUCCGAGGACAAGUGACACGCAAGUCAGAUGUUUACAGCUUUGGUGUUCUUCUUGUGGAAAUAGUUAGUGGAAGAUGCAACACUGACACAAAAUUGCCCUACGAAGACCAGAUCCUUCUUGAGAAGACAUGGAAAUGUUAUGAUCAGGGGUGUUUGGAGAAGGCCAUAGACAGCUCUAUGGUCGAUGACGUGGAUGUCGACGAAGCCUGCAGAUUCUUGAAAGUCGGUCUUUUGUGCACCCAGGACAUCUCGAAACGUCGACCCACCAUGUCAAUGGUCAUCAGCAUGCUGACAGGCGAGAUGGAGGUCGACAAAGAGAAGAUCAGCAAGCCUGAUGUAAUCAGGGAUUUCAGGGACCUCAAGCUCAGGAGCAAGGCCACAUCCUCCUCCUCACUGUUGACCUCCAUCAUGGCGCGCUCAACUCCCUCGUCGUCUCAGGAGACGACGCGCACCUCCAUCACGGUCACCGCCAUAUCGGACCGCGACUGAUGGGUCUCUUUCUGAAAGUGUAAAGUUGUGUAGAGGAAAACCGUAGCGUAGACGAUAUUAUCUUCAUUUUUUGUGCUUGCAUGAUCUUUAUGUAGAAUUUGCAUCAUCCCCAUUCACUGAGCCUGAACACAUUGCUGAGUCACACACACACACACACACACACACAUAUAUAUAUAUAUAUAUAUACAGCCCAUUUCUGUCCUGAAUUAACUCUGUCAAUUGUCAAAGUGUCAUCAAGAAACCACUACUCCAGUGAAUUGCUGAAAGCCUGGAAAGGAAGUUGCAUACAUUCCAACUGAGAACUGUGCUUCAGAAUACUAUUAAAUGCAAUUAGUUCAAUUUCCUUCA